AUGUCCCGCCAUGUGCUGCUGUCGCGUCUCGCGGAGCACUUCCAGGCGGCAUCGCCCCCCGGACAACGCUUCCCAUCUCCGGAGAGGAGCGUGUCCCCACACACGCCUACUUCCCCCCGCUCCCCACCGCAGUCCCCGGAUUCUCUCGCACACCAACGCUUGGAUCUCCUACAACUUGGAGACAUCGAGAUUGCAGGACGUGCCCUCAAGCAAUACGCCAGGGCUACAGAACUUGGAGCCUUGAUGUACUGCAGUGGCCUGGGCGCUCUGUACGGGGGCGCCGGAGUGUGGCCGCUGUUGUUGCCACACGCACCGCAUUUCCCAAGUGAUCCAGCAAGACACACACCCCCAAGAGACGAUGACGAAGAAGAGUUACCAUUGAACUUGUCAACAAAGAAUAGGCAGAUUUGGUCGCCAGGGAGUGCGUGCGAACGUGAACAAAUAGAAACAGAGAGAGAAUCCCCAGCAUCACGCUGGGACGAGCGAGAAGAUUUCGACGCGCCACUCGAACUAGUUAAGCGAUGCCGGAGCAGCCCCGACGAAGACCGGCUCUCCAGUUCAGAGCCUCGACGCUGCCCUUCAGAACCUUCCUUCAACACCUACCUACCACCACCACCGCAACCAGACAUCAACUUUUCACUCCUCCUUAAGAAUGAAAACAAAAAUGAAAAAUCCUUUCAGUGCAAGCAAUGCGGAAAGUGCUUCAAGCGCUCCAGUACGCUGUCCACUCACCUGCUCAUCCAUUCGGACACGCGGCCGUACCCGUGCCAGUACUGCGGGAAGCGCUUCCACCAGAAAUCAGACAUGAAGAAACACACCUACAUACAUACUGGUGAAAAACCGCAUAAAUGCGUCGUAUGCUCCAAAGCUUUUAGUCAAAGCUCGAACCUCAUUACGCACAUGCGUAAGCACACCGGCUACAAACCUUUUUCCUGCGGACUUUGCGAAAAGGCAUUCCAACGAAAAGUUGACCUUCGGCGUCACAGGGAGUCGCAGCAUUCGGAUGUCGAACCCUCCUCAGGCUCCAUCUUACCUCGGCAUCGCUACACAUAUUACGGCGAAGAACCAGCACCAUUGACUCCCCUUAUUUCUAACUGAAAUUUGCAUUUAGUACAUUAGAUAUUUCUUCGGUUAUAUAUUUACCAACUUAUUAUUUAAUAGAAUUUAUUUUUAUUUAUAAUUAGUGCCCAUCUAGCCCG
This is a messenger RNA of Maniola jurtina (meadow brown), 1199 nucleotides long. RefSeq names its product zinc finger protein 271-like. The transcript has 5 exons. Gene Ontology annotation, cellular component: nucleus. Bases 1 to 1098 code for a protein of 365 amino acids. NCBI's taxonomy places the organism in Eukaryota, Metazoa, Arthropoda, Insecta, Lepidoptera, Nymphalidae. The record is from RefSeq and is a predicted model, not a curated record.